Trichechus manatus latirostris (Florida manatee) is the source of this 1911-nucleotide messenger RNA. RefSeq names its product maelstrom spermatogenic transposon silencer (gene MAEL). Gene Ontology annotation, cellular component: P granule; nucleus. Gene Ontology annotation, molecular function: sequence-specific DNA binding. Bases 264 to 1568 code for a protein of 434 amino acids. The transcript has 12 exons. NCBI's taxonomy places the organism in Eukaryota, Metazoa, Chordata, Mammalia, Sirenia, Trichechidae. Gene Ontology annotation, biological process: negative regulation of DNA-templated transcription; piRNA processing; regulation of miRNA-mediated gene silencing. The record is from RefSeq and is a predicted model, not a curated record.
CAGCCAAUCAGAAUGCUUCUCACCCGUGACCCCCACAGCCCCUCCUGCACCCGACUCCAUUACCCCACGAGGCAGAAUCUUCCGGCCUCAGACUGUUUUUCUCCGAGUCUCGCCAAUGCGGCUGCGCGCCGCGCCCUGAUUGGCCGAGAGCUUCCGGCUUGCGCAUGCGCCGCGCCUGCCUCGGUUACUAAGGGCGGGAGCCCUGCGAGGGCGCUGGGGGUUGUGCUGUGUGAGGCCCGCUUCGAAGCCUUGCCGAGCUCGCCAUGCCGAACCGGAAGGCCAGCCGUAAUGCCUACUAUUUCUUCGUGCAGGAAAAGAUACCUGAACUACGGCGGCGUGGACUGCCCGUGGCUCGAGUAGCUGAUGCCAUCCCUUACUGCUCUGCUGACUGGGCACUCCUGAGGGAAGAAGAAAAGGAGAAAUACGCAGAAAUGGCUCGAGAGUGGAAGGCCGCCCAGGGAAAGGAUUUUGGGCCUUCAGAGAAGCAGAAACCUAUUUCCACACCACUGAGGAGGCCAGGCAUGCUCGUACCAAAGCAGAGUGUUUCACCCCCAGACGUCUCAAGCUUGUCUCUCAAAAAUGAUCAAGCUCUCCUUGGAGACAUUUUUUAUUUUUUGAACAUUUUCAGCCAUGGCGAGCUACCUCCCCAUUGUGAACAGCGCUUCCUCCCUUGUGAAAUUGGCUGUGUUAAAUAUUCUCUCCAAGAAGGUAUUUUGGCAGAUUUCCACAGUUUUAUAAAUCCUGGUGAAAUUCCACGAGGAUUUAGGUUUCAUUGUCAGGCUGCAAGUGAUUCUAGUCACAAGAUUCCUAUUUCAAACUUUGAAUCUGGGCGUGACCAAGCAACUGUGUUACAAAACCUUUAUAGAUUUAUUCAUCCAAGCCCAGGGAACUGGCCACCUAUCUACUGCAAGUCUGAUGAUAGACCCAGAGUCAACUGGUGUUUGAAGCAUAUGGAGAAGGCAUCAGGUAUCAGGCACGAUCUAGAACUUCUUACUGUGGAGGACCUUGUAGUGGGGAUUUACCAGGAAAAAUUCCUCAAGGAGCCCUCAAAGACUUGGGUUCGGAGCCUUCUAGAUGUGGCCAUGUGGGAUUAUUCUAGCAACACAAGGUGCAAGUGGCAUGAAGAAAAUGACAUACUUUUCUGUGCUUUAGCCGUUUGCAAGAAGAUAGCGUAUUGCAUCAGUAAUUCUCUAGCCACUCUUUUUGGAAUCCAGCUAACAGAGGCUCAUGUACCACUCCAAGAUUAUGAAGCCAGUAAUAGCGUGACACCCAAAAUGGUUGUGCUGGAUGCAGGACGUUACCAGAAGCUAAGGGUUGAGAAUGCAGGAUUUCCUCAUUUCAACUCUUCUAGUCAGGAACAAAGAUCAAACACACCCACUGGUGACUACCCAUCUGGGGUGAAAAUUUCUGGCCAGAACAACAGUGUUCGGGGAAGAGGGAUUACCCGCUUACUAGAAAGCAUUUCCAAUUCCUCCACCAAUAUCCACAAAUUCUCCAACUGUGAGACUUCACUAUCACCUUACAUGUCCCAAAAAGAUGGAUACAAAUCUUUCUCUUCCUUAUCUUAAUGAUGGUACUUUUUUUCAAUUUCUGGAAAAAUAACAGCCCAGCUUCUUUCUGACAACACUCAAUAAACAGAUCCCAUCCAUAAUAAAUAUGUCACUCCUGUAAAAACUACUUAAUUUGUAAGGAAAUUCUAUUUCAUAGAUUAAAAAAUAAUUGUGGUUGGAGAAGUACUUGAAUUUUUGCCUUUUUUUCUUGAGGGCUUAUUCUACUUCCUGGCUGUAUGAUGGGAAUGCUGUUAGAGUCAUACAAGAACAAAACUGCGUUUUCAUAGUUGUGUUUUUUGGAAUGUUAUAAAUCUCUUGCUCUAUAAUACAGGUAUUGCAUAUCUGUUAUGAAAAGUUCUAA